Messenger RNA from Candidula unifasciata, 348 nucleotides. Lineage: Eukaryota; Metazoa; Mollusca; Gastropoda; Stylommatophora; Geomitridae. The record is from the annotation of a GenBank genome assembly.
AUGGAGGAGGACACGGAGGAGGUCACGGAAGCAGAGGCGGUUACGGUGGGGGCCACGGGGGCCACGGAGGAGGCCGUGGAGGUUACGGUAGAGGACACGGCGGUUACGGUGGAGGUCACGGUAGCGGUCACGCUGGAGGACAUGGCGGCCACAGUGGGGGAUACGGAGGACAUGGUGGAGGACAUGGGCAUCAUGGUUAAAGACAUAAACAUUGCACUAAAAUAUGUCUAUGUAAUAACGUUACUACAAUGGUUAAACGAUUGCUUUUUAACUCUUACGAAAUUCAGAGAAAUCAAACCUUCUGUGUAUGAUAUCCUAAUGUUUUUUUUUUGCCAUUGUCAGCAAUAA